GCUUUGGUCGUAGUAAUGCAGAGUGUGUGAUAAUGAAUUGUUCAUUUGAUCGAAAAUCAUGCAACUAUGUAUAGAGUAGCUCACAAUAGCUAUCACUUCAAACAGUGAUUGAUCAGAUUGGAACAAACUUUAUUUAAAAGGAGUUGAUAAUGAAGCAGAGACUCAUUCUUUAUUUGGUUCUUGUUUUAACCUUCAUUUCUAACAUUUACAGUCAAGGUGCAGGAAGCUGUAGAAGCUCAACAAAUUGCCAUGAGUGUAUAGGAAAGGCUCAAUGUGCCUGGUGCUCAAAGGAGAAUUUUGCAUCAUCCCGAUGUGACUCACAAGAAAAUUUGCGGAACUUAGGUUGUCCUCCUAACAAUGUCUCUAACCCAAUUAGCAAGUCUACAAAUGAAGAGAAUAAAGAUGUUGGAGCCACCGUGCAGGUACAGCCUCAGAGAAUCAGGUUGGAUCUUAGAUCAGGAGAGACCACAACAGUGAAACUUACAGUGAGGCCUGCAGAAAACUACCCUGUAGAUUUGUACUACCUUAUGGACAUGUCAUAUUCUAUGAAAAAUGACCUGGAAAAAUUAACAACCUUGGCUUCAAAAAUAGCUGCAAGCAUGAGGAACAUAACAACAAAUUUUAAACUUGGAUUUGGUUCAUUUGUGGACAAGACAGUCUCUCCAUAUGUCAGAACUGAAACAAAGAAACCAUGUUUAAGUACUGCAGAUACAAGCACAGUUUGUGUACCUACAUAUGGCUUCAGGCACAUUCUUCCUUUGGUGGCUAACCCAGUUGAAUUUGAGGACAAAGUCAAGGAACAAGUUAUAUCUGGUAAUCUAGACGAACCUGAAGGUGGAUUUGAUGCUUUAAUGCAAGUGGCAGUUUGCGAAAAGGAAAUUGGUUGGUCUGUAAAUGGUACAUCUCGCCGUCUGGUUAUUUUUGUUACUGAUGCUCCAUUUCAUGUAGCUGGUGACGGAAAGCUGGGGGGUAUAGUGACUCCAAAUGAUGGUAAAUGCCACCUGAAAGACUUUAAUGGAGAGUACAUGUUGUAUUCAAAGUCUAAUGAACUGGAUUAUCCAUCCCUUGCUCAUCUUCAUGAUAAACUACAGCAGAGUAAUGUCCUUCCAAUAUUUGCUGUCAUUAAAGAGGUUUCAAGCCUUUAUCAGGGUGUAACGUCUAUGUGGAGUGACUUAGGAGCAGUAACUGGAGAGCUGGCAGAUGACUCUGCAAAUGUGGUGGACCUUAUUGAGAGAAAAUAUAAGGAAAUUGUUUCAUCUGUAAGCCUGGUGUAUAAUGCUCCUGAGAAGGUUUCAGUUACAGUCAAAGCCAAUUGUGGAGCUAACGCAGUCAGCGACCAAACCCAGAAGUGUUCAAAUGUGAAAAUUGGAGAAAAGGUUACUUUUGAUGUGUCAGUCACAUUGGAGCAAUGCCCACAAGAACAAGCUGAAUAUCAGAAGAGUUUCACGAUCCGUGUUCCAGGCUUUGGGGCUGUAGUGAUGGAUCUGAACUACAUUUGUCAGUGUGAGUGUGAGAAGCCGAGUAUGGCGGAAGCGAACAGCACCAAAUGUUCUGAUGGAAAUGGAACAUUUGCCUGUGGACAGUGUGUUUGUAAUAAAGGAAGGUACGGAGAAUUCUGCCAGUGCGACACGCCUUUUGACAAAUUAAAGGAUCAAUCUAAAUGCAAGAGUUCUCCCAACGCUACAGAUGAGGUGUUAUGCAGUGGAAACGGAGAGUGUGCUUGUGGAAAGUGUGUGUGCAAAGCGGAGCAAGGGAAAAGGUUUUAUGGAGACUUGUGCCAGUGUAAUGACUUCUCUUGUCCUGAAGAUAAAGGCCAAUUGUGUGGAGGUCCUGAUCGUGGAGUUUGCCGUUGCCGUAAAUGCCAGUGCAAGCCCAAGUAUCAUGGCGAUAACUGUGACAAAAAGAACUGUACAUUUUUUCCCCCCGAAACACAAUGCAAGAAGGAUGCAGAUUCGGAAAUCUGUGGAGGUUCUGACAGAGGCACGUGUGAAGCAGAUGUAGAAAACUGUCACAAGUGUGUCUGCAAGAGUGCGUAUGAUGGUACCUACUGUGAGAAAUGUCCAAACUGUGAAGAUGGCAUGUGUAGCCGCAAUGAAAAAUGUGCUCUGUGUUCAACAUUUGAAGGGAAAUCCUUAGAGGAGUGUAAACAGAGUGGAAGUUGUGAAGCUAAUGUUCUGGAAGUCCAGGUCGUGGAUGAUAUCAAAACAAAGACAGAUGAAGGACUGUAUCGAUGUGAGGGAGCCGUCGAUGGAUGCACAUACUACUUUACAACUCAGACAGAAGAAAACAGCGAACGUUUUGUUCUUUUUGUUCAGAAAGAAAAAGUGAGUUGCCCUGAGGAAGCGCCCAUCAUGUGGAUUGUUGUGGGUGUGGUCGGUGGAAUAUUACUUCUUGGUCUUGUUAUUUUAGCACUCAUCAAAGCCUUUUUCACUAUGGUGGAUCGCAUUGAAUACCAAAAGUUUGAACGAGAACGAAUGCACUCCAGAUGGACCAAGGAAAAAAAUCCCCUUUAUCAAGCUGCGAAAACUACUUUUGAGAAUCCAACAUAUGCUGGUGGAAGGCAGUAAUAUGUUCAGUCAGUGGAAACGUUUCAUGAACUUCCUGAGAUUAAGUAAUAUUCUUGUUUUCAAAAGUCGAUUUUAAAAACCAUCUUAAUAAUUAAUCAAUAAUUGCAGUGAACAUUUCAAACGAGUUGCUUUUGCUUAUGGUCCAUGAAUGCGUCACAAAAAGCAACAGUCAAAACGGCUAUUUCAUUAAACACAAGUCACGUUUUUGAAUUUUUUUGGUGACCCCUGACCUAGCCGUUUUUCUAGUUAAAGCUUUACUCAAGAAGAUAGUAGACUGCCUGCUAGUCGGCGCUAAACUAAUUUUGUUGUGUGAUACCAGUUAUAAAUAUUGUAAGAAGCAAUAUAUUAUUAUAUAGUAACGCACAUGAGAACAAUUCAGAAUAGACGUUGAUUGUAUAGUGUGAGUACUGCAUAUCGACAUGUGAACUGUUCCUUGUGCUUACAGCUGUCAAUAACUUAUACAGUACAUUUAGAGUUACAGUGUAAAUGUUUAAUUACACAAGCAAGUCAUAUCCUUGUAAAUUAAUCACGGCUGACAGAUUUCCUCAACUAUAAUGUCUUCUUGGGUUCUAUUAAGUAUUUUCAAAUUCCUAGAGUCCAGUGUAGUGGAAUAAACCUUGAAGCCUGUAGAAAUGUUUCAAAUCUUGGAAAAGUAAUUGGAAAAGACCACGUGAUGAUGGCGUCACUUGACCGUAACUACCACAGUCCUUCACUUUUUCUUUCUGCUAUGAAUUUCCUGAAAAAAGUGUACGAACCCUGCAUGGUAAUUGGGCUAUUUGUUAUUUGUUAUUUAAACUCCAGUGUGGUUUAGAAAUUUAAACAAUGAAGUAAAAGCAAUAAUUGAUUUUGGUAGUUGUGGUCUUAAUGAUGAAAUGGAGCAUUUGUGCUAUUGUUUUGACAUUAUAUUUACGGAUGCUUCUGUGGUUUUCGGAUACCUUUGUAAAUUUCCGGAUCAUUUCUGGAUAUCUUAGUUGUCCAAGACAUUCGAAAAUUAUUGAUGUCUUCUGUUACAGACAGUCAGUACUUAUAACUGUAAUAUAUGCAUUGACUCCAAACCAAUCAGAAUGGAGAUAUUUUGUCAGGCAUGUGAUAACAAGUUUUUUUAAAAUAAUGUUAAAACUAUUUUUUUUAAGUGUACAAAUAUUCUAAUAAAGAGAUUGCUGAUAUUUUUAAUUCA
Messenger RNA from Orbicella faveolata, 3744 nucleotides. RefSeq names its product integrin beta-2-like. Gene Ontology annotation, molecular function: integrin binding. Gene Ontology annotation, cellular component: focal adhesion; integrin complex; cell surface. Gene Ontology annotation, biological process: cell-cell adhesion; cell-matrix adhesion; cell adhesion mediated by integrin. NCBI's taxonomy places the organism in Eukaryota, Metazoa, Cnidaria, Anthozoa, Scleractinia, Merulinidae. The record is from RefSeq and is a predicted model, not a curated record.